AUGAGUGAAAAGAAAGAAACUGCGAUGGUGAUGAUGAUGAGGAAAAAUAAUAUUAUGGUUGAGACCAUUGAAAAUUAUUGUGUUUGGUCAGGUUAUUGGUUCUAUUUUUGUGUUGAUUAA
Molecule: messenger RNA, 120 nt
Organism: Dictyostelium discoideum AX4
Lineage: Eukaryota; Evosea; Eumycetozoa; Dictyosteliales; Dictyosteliaceae
Exons: 3
Coding region: 1-120 (39 amino acids)
Source: RefSeq, a predicted model, not a curated record